UAUAGUUAAUUAUUGGCUUGAGCUCUCUCCUUUCUGUCCGCACAUCGCCAUGUUGGGGGGGGGGGAACCUGUGCAGAUGGCGCAACGCUACACCUGGACAACGGCCCUGGUUCCAAACCCCAGCGGGCAAACCAUCCCACGGCUCAUCCUCCGUCAGGGCCCAGGGCCAGCCUCCCACAGUGGCUCCCCACCUGGCCCCACACCUGGUACCUUCACUUGCUCCUCUCGCUCUUCCUCUAGCUCCUCCUCUCGUUCUUCCUCUAGCUCCUCCUCUCGCUCUUCUUCUAGCUCCUCCUCUCGCUCUUCUUCUAGCUCCUCCUCUCGCUCUUCUUCUAGCUCCUCCUCUCGCUCUUCUUCUAGCUCCUCCUCUCGUUCUUCUUCUAGCUCCUCCUCUCGCUCUUCCUCUAGCUCCUCCUCUCACUCUUCCUCUCGCUCCUCCUCUAGCUUUUCCCCUAGCAUCUGCCCUAGGUCCCCCCAGAGCUCUCCGCUUAAGGACUGGGCUCUUGUGGCAUCACAACAUCCAACGAAGAUCGUCCUGAGGAAGCAGGUGAGGAGGAGCUCCUUCAACCAACCCCUGACAGCCAGUGAGCCGUUGGCGUGCCCCCCUGAAACCCCGGAGCCGUCCAGUGAGCCGAGGUGGGUAAAGAACCUGAGGCUUUUGAUGGAGAGCAGGGGCCGCAAGAGAGCCGCUGAACCUGAAGGUAAGCCUCCAGGUAAGCGCUUCUGCCCCUCAACUUGA
This is a messenger RNA of Seriola aureovittata, 739 nucleotides long. RefSeq lists its product as uncharacterized. Bases 50 to 739 code for a protein of 229 amino acids. The transcript is spliced from 2 exons. Lineage: Eukaryota; Metazoa; Chordata; Actinopteri; Carangiformes; Carangidae. The record is from RefSeq and is a predicted model, not a curated record.